AUGGCCGAGCCGGAGCCGGAGCCGGGCCCGGAGCCCGGGCGUGCGUGGAGAGUGCUUGCCCUGUGCGGGGCCGCCGUGUUCCUGGCAGCUGCGGCUGCCGGCGGGGCCCUGGUGGCCUGGAAUCUGGCCGCCUCCGCUGCCUGGGGCCCUCACUGCCCGGAGCCAGGGACCAAUGCGACGGCGCCACCCGGGGACCCCCCGCCUGAGGUCGAGGACCUGCGGCGUCAGCUGGCAGCGGCUGCCCAGCGCGAGGAAGCCCUGGCCAGGCAGCUGGACCAGGCUGAGGGUGUCCGUCUCAAGUUGGAGAAGGCACUCAAGGCCUGUGAGGGCCGCCAGAACCAGCUUCAGACCCAACUAACGACUCUGAAGAUUGAGAUGGAGGAAGCCAGGGCACAGGGGACCCAGAUGGGGGCUGAGAACGGGGCGCUGACAGAAGCCCUGGCGCGCUGGGAGGCGGCGGCCGCGGAGUCUGCGCAGUGGCUGGACGAGGCGCAGCGGCGUGCAAGCGCCGCCGAGUCCGAGAGCGAAGCCUGCGCCGCCCGGGAGGCGGCGCUGCGCGAGCGCGUUCGCGCCCUGGAAGCCGAGAUGGGUCCCCAGCGCAGAGGGCCGCGGCCUCGGCCCCGCUCGGAGUCCCGACCCCGGCCCAGCCCCCGCUCGGGGUCCCGACCCCGGCCCAGCGCCCGCUCCCGCUCUCGUCCCGGCCACUCCGGGGGCUGCCGGCGGCCAGCGAGGCGCACACAAGGGUGAGUUGGUCCCCAGCAGGUGAGAGCUGGGCCAGGAGGACAGGCUCUGUGGGGGCCCUGCGGGGACGUGCAUGGAAUCGCCCACGCUGGAUAUGAGGCUCAGCUUUAGACGCGGGAGCCGCCAGGAACGGAAGCUACAGAGAGGAGACUCUUUCCCUGACCAAAUACUGCCUAUUCUACAGACGGGGAAACUGAGGCCCAUUUGGUCACACAAUGAGAUAGUACUGAGCGGGAAUUUGAAGUUCCCUCUAACGACAAUGUUGCUUUCUUCCCACAGAUAUGAGGACUUGAGGUCCAGCCCUGGCUCAGGACUGAGUGACCUGGAGGGGUCACUUUCCCUCUCUGGGCCUCAGUUUAACCUAUCUGUAAAAUGGGUGGUGUGGGCUCAUGAUAGGGAGCCGGCAUAUCCUUCACACUAAAACUUGACAAAGAUGGCACAAUAGGAAAACUACAGACCACUCAACCUGUGAGUAGGGUACAAAACUCCCAGAUGGAGUU
Molecule: messenger RNA, 1241 nt
Organism: Lemur catta (Ring-tailed lemur)
Lineage: Eukaryota; Metazoa; Chordata; Mammalia; Primates; Lemuridae
Gene: CCDC194
Product: coiled-coil domain containing 194
Exons: 4
Coding region: 1-747 (248 amino acids)
Source: RefSeq, a predicted model, not a curated record